AGGCAUGUAACUUGGAUUUUUUCAAAACAAAGAGAUAAAAUAGUUCAUAGGCGGAAACAAAGUAAGACGACGACGAGAAUCCAAAAUUUUGCAAAAUAGAAUAUUAAAAUGAAUUAAAUGUUUAAAUAGUUAAACGCUCCGAUAUAGGGGAUAACACAUAGGGGGAAAACUUGACUCAGACCUAUUAAACCUGCGAUUUUGUCAAGUUCAAACGACCAAUAACCGAAUCAGGCUACGCCAUGGGCAUUGCAAUAUUGGUAAGGUGAAAACAGGGUUAAAGAGGAAUCUCAGAAAUUUCUAUUGUGUGUUUCAGGCCUCAAAAACAGCAAAGAGACCGACAAGAGUUCCUUUCUGAUUGAGUUUUAUUCUGUGGUCCAGCUUAUAGUUACAUAAGUGCUGAAAGAAGGCAAGAAGGCUCCUACAGAAAACAUACAAAUGACUAGUGGCUGUUUGUUAAAAAACGUACCAUAAGUACCACGAGUGAUUGUAAAAUUCAAAUGGGGAAGGAGAUGUUGAAAAAUACGCGUGUUUAGAUAGAAAUUAGCAUACAAAUAGCAGGUGCUGAGGCUUGGCAAAGAAUGAGCACUGAUUGAAGACUUGCAGGUUGCGAGUAAAAGGUUUCUGACCCUGUGACCCCUAGGAAAAAUCACUUUCAGUUUUCUAACGAAAAAUGUUGCUUUGUUUAGUGUGAUAAUAAAAAAGAGAAAUAGCUAAUUAGAUACGUUCAAGUCCUUGAGUUGAAAAGCUAAAAUAUUAAAAAUAUCGCAAUGGAGGGAGUGUUUAAAGAAGAAACCAAAGCCAUUGAAGGAGGCCAAAGAAAUGAAAUGAUAAUGGAAGCAGCGAAAAUGUUUCAAGAGCACAUGAAAACAACUGCGAAAGAUGGAUUCUUUUCAAAAUUACGAGAAAACAAUGCACAGCUGAACUUAAGUAGCAUUUGGCAAGGUUCAAUUGCAAGUCUAAUGUCCUGUGACAAUAUAACAGACGAUUUGGUAAAAGAAGCCAUGCAAGAAUUGGAAACUGCAUUGACUGAAAGUCAGAAGCUAUUAAGCGAGAGAGACGAAGAGAUUGCAAUGCUUAGAGGUGCGUUGGAGAGCACAAAACAACCACAAAUUACGGAUAUAAACAGGCAGGCAGAACUACUUGAAGAACUGGAAAACUCGCAGAAACGAAUAAUGGAGCUCGAAAAUGAAUUAUCUGAAAUACGAAAAAAGGAGCAGAGGAAUUUAAGUAAAGCUCAAGCAGCCGUUCUUCAAACGAUAAAUGUGAGCGAUUCGACCUUCCCAGAAUGCACUUGUUACUGUGGUUCUGUGUGUAAUGCAUUAAGAGAUGUGGUUGAAGUGAAGAAAAAGCUGGAAAUAACAGAGCAAAAAUAUUCAAAUCUGAAGAAGAAGAUAAGAGAGAGACGAAAGGCAGAAGCAGAGAUGUAUCAACAAAGAAACACACAUAAACUGACUGUCGCAGAUAGAUCACCUGGCUGUGUGUUGCAAUGAAGCGCUGGGACAAUAUAAUUCAACGCCAUGACUUGAUCGUGUACUUAUCGGCUGUGUAAAAUAUUUUGAUAUCGUAUAUAAACCUCAGUAAUGUAUCCUGUUAAUAUACCUCAGUAAUGUAUUUUGGCAUCAAGCAUAACCUUUCUUUGGGAAAUUAGCUGCGAGGGCAAGAUUUUGUUUAUAUAAAGAGAAGGAUAAUGGCCUAUUACUUGAAAUGAUGGAAAGUAACUGCGGCUGCAGGGGCAAGCCGGACAUGAACAAUCCGGAGAGCUACCAUGUUUUGCUUGAUGUCAUAUUUCUAGGAGAGCGUUCCCUGACCCUAGGCGACCUAUGAUUCGUUCAUGUAGUCAAAAAACUCCUUGACGUGUAUGACACGAGGUUAAUCGGAUUAUCCGAACCAGAUCCUUCACCUUCGCCGGGCAAUUGCCCAUUGCCCCCCUAAUUAGCAUGCUUAAAAAACUGGUUUCUUUCAUGAACUCUAACGAAGCUGUGACAAAAAUUGACAGGUGAUACAAAAAAACUUUCCGUAUCUUGUAAAUCAAAAUAUUGUAGACUACAACAUUGUUUUACUUUCCGAUUGAGCAAAUUAACGUCAAUCUCAAUCAAAUUAAGCUUGCAAACAAGCGGCAUGCAGAGAUUCAAAUAUUGGUUCAUUAUAUGUUACAGUAAGGUGAGAUGUUAUGUUACAGAAAAA
Messenger RNA from Rhopilema esculentum, 2184 nucleotides. RefSeq lists its product as uncharacterized. NCBI's taxonomy places the organism in Eukaryota, Metazoa, Cnidaria, Scyphozoa, Rhizostomeae, Rhizostomatidae. The record is from RefSeq and is a predicted model, not a curated record.